UUACAACAUUAAAUAAAAUUUAUUGAAUAAUUAGGAAUAUUAGCAUGAGCGAAAUUGAAGUAAUCAUAUUUGAAAUAGAAUGAGUCAUUUGUAAUCGGGAUUUACAUUGAAGCUUCCAAUAAAAUACGCUCAAAACUCAGUCCCAGACUCUUUAUGCCGAGAGCCCCCAUCUACCGUUAUACAAACAAAACUCAACAUUGUACCAAAGAAUUAAAAUCAAAAUUUUUCAAAAGUCAAAAUUUUAAAACUAUUAAUACAAAUACAGACUUUGCCAAAGAUUCCACAACGCAGAAAAGGUGCCAACGUAUACAAAACUCCGAAAAUUUUGUAAAAAGAUCCAGAGGAAAACAUAGGAAAAGAUCUUAUAGGGACCAAAAUUAUAAGGCAAUGGACAAUAUAACAGAUCAUAGUUUUAAAAAGCCCAAACAGGCGGAUCUAAAAAGAAGUAAGGAGAGUAAAACCGAUAAGAAUGCUGCUAAACGUUUAAGGAAACAACAGGGUCUAACAAAAUCUAACUGCAAUGCAGUGAAAGCUCAAAAAUCCAUAACAAAUUCUAAAGCUUUUAACAAGAAAUCGAAAGAGGACGUUAAGGGAAAAUGGGACAACUUAAAGGUUAUAGGCAAUGCUAAUUCCACCGAUAAUACUAGAUAUAUGACAGAUGGAGAAAUUGUUUUUAUAAGAGAUAAAGAUCAGGGAAAUAUGGAACACUAUAGCAGAGUUGAGAACAAGAAAACGGUAAAAACUUCGGGCACUUAUAAUUUUGGAUCCAGUAAUCAAGUACAAAGUAAAUAUUAUGAUCUUAACUGUCAGAGAACCGCAGAUGAAAACCAAACCAAAGACUGCAGACAUUGUAAGAGUCUCUACGAUAAAAACUCGAUACAAACCACUAGCAUUAAUAACCCAGAUUUCAGUAACAAUAACAGUGAAAAUUCCCUCAAGAGUUCAGUACCAAGAUCGGAAUAUAACUGCCAAAAGAGCAACAUUUCAAGGGAACAAACCCCUAAAGAAUCGAUCACAACGAUAACAGAUUUACACAAGGAAAUAGUAAGGAAUCAACCAGUGAAAUGAUUCCGAA
This is a messenger RNA of Lucilia sericata (common green bottle fly), 1075 nucleotides long. RefSeq lists its product as uncharacterized. The transcript is spliced from 4 exons. The record is from RefSeq and is a predicted model, not a curated record. Lineage: Eukaryota; Metazoa; Arthropoda; Insecta; Diptera; Calliphoridae. The coding region runs from base 154 to 1068 and encodes 304 amino acids.